Messenger RNA from Oncorhynchus masou masou (cherry salmon), 1551 nucleotides. The record is from the annotation of a RefSeq genome assembly. Lineage: Eukaryota; Metazoa; Chordata; Actinopteri; Salmoniformes; Salmonidae.
GUGGCAAUCACACGAUGAUUUUUCUCAACCAACCACAAAGACAUUGGCACCCUCUAUUUAGUAUUUGGUGCCUGAGCCGGGAUAGUAGGCACCGCCCUAAGUCUACUAAUUCGAGCAGAACUAAGCCAGCCAGGCGCUCUCCUAGGGGAUGACCAGAUCUAUAACGUGAUCGUUACAGCCCAUGCCUUCGUUAUGAUUUUCUUUAUAGUUAUGCCAAUUAUGAUUGGAGGCUUUGGAAACUGAUUAAUUCCCCUAAUAAUCGGGGCCCCAGACAUAGCAUUUCCUCGAAUAAAUAACAUAAGCUUCUGACUCCUUCCCCCAUCCUUUCUCCUCCUCUUAUCUUCGUCUGGAGUUGAAGCUGGCGCUGGUACUGGAUGGACAGUUUAUCCCCCUCUAGCCGGAAACCUCGCCCACGCAGGAGCCUCUGUUGAUUUAACUAUUUUCUCCCUUCACUUAGCUGGAAUUUCCUCAAUUUUAGGAGCCAUUAAUUUUAUUACGACCAUUAUUAACAUAAAACCCCCAGCUAUUUCUCAAUACCAAACUCCACUUUUUGUUUGAGCUGUACUAGUUACUGCUGUACUUCUGCUACUUUCCCUCCCUGUUCUGGCAGCAGGCAUUACUAUGCUACUCACGGACCGUAAUCUAAACACUACUUUCUUUGACCCGGCAGGUGGAGGAGAUCCAAUUUUGUACCAACACCUCUUUUGAUUCUUCGGACACCCAGAAGUCUAUAUCCUCAUCCUCCCAGGUUUUGGUAUAAUUUCACACAUCGUUGCAUACUAUUCCGGUAAAAAAGAACCCUUCGGGUACAUAGGAAUAGUCUGAGCUAUAAUAGCCAUCGGAUUGUUAGGAUUUAUCGUCUGAGCCCAUCAUAUGUUCACUGUCGGGAUAGACGUGGACACUCGUGCCUACUUCACAUCUGCCACCAUAAUUAUCGCUAUCCCCACGGGAGUAAAAGUAUUUAGCUGACUGGCCACACUACAUGGGGGCUCAAUCAAAUGAGAAACACCACUUCUUUGAGCCCUGGGAUUUAUUUUCCUAUUUACAGUGGGUGGACUAACAGGUAUUGUUCUUGCUAACUCCUCAUUAGAUAUUGUUCUACAUGACACUUAUUACGUAGUUGCUCAUUUCCACUAUGUUCUAUCUAUAGGAGCUGUAUUUGCCAUUAUGGGUGCUUUUGUACACUGAUUCCCGCUAUUUACGGGAUAUACCCUUCACAGCACAUGAACCAAAAUCCAUUUUGGAAUUAUAUUUAUUGGUGUAAAUUUAACCUUUUUCCCACAGCAUUUCCUAGGCCUUGCAGGAAUACCACGACGGUAUUCUGACUACCCAGACGCCUAUACGCUAUGAAACACUGUGUCCUCAAUUGGAUCUCUUGUUUCCUUAGUAGCUGUAAUCAUAUUCCUAUUUAUUCUUUGAGAGGCCUUUGCUGCCAAACGGGAGGUGGCAUCAAUCGAAUUAACUUCAACAAACGUAGAGUGACUACAUGGAUGCCCCCCACCUUACCACACAUUCGAGGAGCCAGCAUUUGUCCAAGUACAAGCAAACUAA